GACAGAGAGAGAGGGAGAGAGACAGAGAGAGAGAGAGAGAGAAAGAUUUGCACAAUAUUGCAUUGUAUUCAGAUUAUAACUAUAUGCUGGAUGCCAUUAAGAGAAAUUUUUUUCAAAAACUUUAUAAACGUAAAAGUGAAAAACGAGAAAUUGUUCUUGAUUGUCAUUAAGUCAUGUUAUAAAUGCAACAUUAAGCUUAGAACAACAAGAUACUAAUAAUAAACCACAAUCAGUUGUUAGUAUUUCAGUAGCAGCAUUACUAGCUGAACAAUAGGUUCAGGAACAACAAGUUUAAAAAAACUUUGUUAAAAAUUAAAUAAAUAAAAAAAGUUUUUGAAUUCAGUGAAAAUUCGAUUCUGUACAAAACAAACUAGAAAUGCUUCAAGUGUCAACAAUCUUUUUUCUUAUUAUCGUGUUGAUCGCAUCAAGUCGUUAUCACUUGACGUCAGCAAACGGUCCACAAGGAUUUACUACUGCUAACCAUGAUCCGAAAAUUUUGCUAAUAAGCCACGAUCUUAUACCAGAUAGCGCAGAAAACUCGCCUAAAAAAGUACUACGGGUCAAUACAUUAAAAGGAUCAUCCUUAGGCGAAGAUCAUCGAAUAUCUAUUAAAAAUUCCUCUUUGUACAAUAUUCAAACCUUCUUAGCACCGCCCAGUAAACCUAAAUAUUUGAAUUCCCGAGAUAUGCGCGUUAAACAGAGUUUAGCAGAGGAAGAUAAAUUUCUUAAACCGAAAUUGCUUGAGCGUCGUAAAGAACUUAAUUUCCUCUAUAAUCGUAUGAACAGUGAUGUAGCCGAAGGUUCUGCGCCUAUUCAUUUGGCACCAGGCGCAUACCCUGUAUAUUAUGUAAUGUCGAAAAUUAAUGGACAUUUUGGUAAACAAACAUUAAAGAGCUUCAGCAGCACAAAAGAUUUUAUGAAAUAUUUAAAAACAAAGAAAAUUGAAAAUUUCAAAGCGAAAAUCAAUUAAAUAUUA
This is a messenger RNA of Glossina fuscipes, 976 nucleotides long. RefSeq lists its product as uncharacterized. The transcript is spliced from 2 exons. Bases 377 to 970 code for a protein of 197 amino acids. Lineage: Eukaryota; Metazoa; Arthropoda; Insecta; Diptera; Glossinidae. The record is from RefSeq and is a predicted model, not a curated record.